This is a messenger RNA of Desarmillaria tabescens, 750 nucleotides long. Its product is annotated as SET domain protein. The coding region runs from base 11 to 547 and encodes 178 amino acids. The transcript has 2 exons. The record is from RefSeq and is a predicted model, not a curated record. Gene Ontology annotation, molecular function: protein binding. NCBI's taxonomy places the organism in Eukaryota, Fungi, Basidiomycota, Agaricomycetes, Agaricales, Physalacriaceae.
UCCCACGGUGAUGUCCAGGUCACCGCCUCCCCAUUGGCCCAAAGACGUAGUCUACCUCAGUUCCCCCGCGUACCAUGCUUCUGUGUCAAUGGAUGCAAGGCAAUUCAUGGAGCCUAGCCCUGUAAAAAAAGGUGCAUGGGCGAAAUCGUCCGCUGUUGUUAUUCGUCGCAUCUCGAGACCCGAGCAUCCGGCAUUCGGACAACUGGGGCUGUUUGCUGCGAAGAAAAUACCACCAAAGACACACAUUGUUGACUAUAUUGGAGAAAUACACUGUGAAAAUCGGCUAGACUCGGACUACGAUCUGUGUCUGCAUCGAUUUGAAGAUGGAAGCUGCAUUGGGGUCGACGCGGGCAGGAUGGGCAACGAGGCGCGAUUUGUUAAUGAUUUUCGCGGAAUAAAGGAUAAGCCAAAUGCAGUUUUCGUGGACAGACGGAGUGAAUUUGGGGACUUACGCAUGGGAAUUUGGUCUUCGCAUGAGGGCAUCAAAAAGGGCGACGAAAUUGUUGUAUCAUAUGGUAAAGCGUGGUGGCACGCCCGAACAAAAUGACAAGCACAACGGCGACUUGGAAAACUUUGGGCCGUCUUCAAAAUAAGGCAGCGAGGACCAACGCAGCGGCAAUAAUUGAAUGACGGGACAUUUUCGGCAGACCCGCGAAAAAAAAAAAGUUGUGAAAAAAACGAUACGAAAAACUUACGGGUAGCAACAGAAAAGCAAAUAUGCGGCGACCAAGAAAUCCACGGGCCUUCAAA